Molecule: messenger RNA, 3603 nt
Organism: Sparassis crispa
Lineage: Eukaryota; Fungi; Basidiomycota; Agaricomycetes; Polyporales; Sparassidaceae
Product: Structural maintenance of chromosomes protein
Exons: 24
Coding region: 1-3603 (1200 amino acids)
Biological process (GO): double-strand break repair via homologous recombination
Cellular component (GO): Smc5-Smc6 complex
Molecular function (GO): ATP binding; ATP hydrolysis activity
Source: RefSeq, a predicted model, not a curated record
AUGGCGCGUAGGGUCAUGUCUGCUGCUAGCGACGACUCCCAGAAGGAGAACUCCGGAGUACGUAAAAGAGUCAAACUCGAGAGGUUGAGGCAAAAGAGGGCAGCAAAGCUGACUGGGAUAGCUGCGCGUCAGCGCGCCGUCAGCGUAGAAGACGACGAGGAUGCGGAGGGCGAAGACGAGUUAGACGACCUGGACGAUACCCAAGGUCAGGAUGAAGAUGCCGCGGGUGAGGAAGCAAGAGAACAGGAAGAGGAGGAUGAAGAAGGCGCGUCUCCCAGGGGCCGGAAACGCGUGCGCACGAACGCAGAGGGCGACUCUCGUCCCACGGAGGUGGAUGUCAAGCCCAAGGCGGAGAAGAAGGAGAAAUCACGUACUCUCCCUCGUGAUGUCGACGGCUUCACCCCUGGCGCGAUCGUUCGUGUCCAACUCAAGAACUUUGUAACUUACGACUACGUCGAAUUCUGCCCGGGACCGUAUCUGAACAUGAUCUUCGGCCCUAAUGGUACGGGCAAGAGUACGAUCGCUUGUGCGAUUUGUCUCGGACUGAAUUUUCCCCCUAGUGUAUUGGGUCGCGCCUCUGAAUUGAAUUCUUUUGUCAAGAUCGGCACAGAGUCGGGUCACAUCGAGAUCGAGCUCAAAGGCUUGAUGGGUAAAUCAAACCUUGUUGUCAGGCGCAUGCUCAGCGCGAAGUCGAAGAGUUCAACCUUUACGCUCAAUGGCCAGUCUGCAUCUGGGAAGGAGAUCAACGCGCGCAUGGCUGAGCUGAACGUUCAAGUCAGCAAUCUCUGUACUUUCUUGCCGCAGGAUAAGGUCUCAGAGUUCGCGUCGAUGAGUCCUCAACAGCUGUUGCGGGAGACUCAGCGUGCUGCUGGUAAUGCCCAUUUGACCAGCUGGCACGACUCUCUCAUCAGCAGCGGUAAGGAGCUCAAACAGAUGCAAGAUGUACUGGAUGCCGAUCGUGACCAACUCAAGACGAUGCAAGAGCGCAAUGCUAACUUGGAGCGUGAUGUUCGGCGAUACGAGGAACGUCGCAGGAUCGAGCGUGAGAUCGAUCUUUUGGAGCUCAUUCUGCCCUUCAAGCAGUACAUGGAGGCGAAGGAUCUAUACCACUUGACUAAGGCCGCGCAGCGCCGUCUACAUGACAAGGUGAAGGCGCUGCAGGCUAAGAAUGCACCCAUGCUGAAGUUGAAGGCAGAUCUCACGCGAGAGAUGCAGGAAAAGGAUGAAGUACGAGAGGACAGGAAGAAGGGAACGAAGAAGAAGUUACAGGGUCUCCAUAAGAAGUACAACGACAACGAGAAGCUUGAGACGGAUGCGGAGGACCUGAAGACUAAACUGGAAACCUUGAAAGAAUCGGAGAAGCAACGCAAGAGGAACAUUGAAAGGGCCGAGAAGGCGAUCGCCCACAUGCAGAAGCAGUUAGAUAACCCUCCCGAGAUGGGGGACCUUGACGAUCUGAACAAUCAACUUAGAAAUCUGAGCACCCAGAACAACGCGAUUAGAAACGAACAAUCUGACCUGCAAGAGAAGCAGCGACUCAAUGUUCAAGAGGAGUCUAGACAGAAGACCACUAUUCAGCAGCAACAGCAGCGAUUGAAGGAACUAGAUGACGUGUCUCAUAGAAAGCUUGAAGACCUUGCAAGGUGGGACAGAGACUGCGCCGAUGUCGUUCGAUGGCUACGCAACAAUAAGCAGAGAUUCAGGAUGGAAUUGUUCGAGCCACCCAUGCUAUGCUGCACCGUUCCGGACAAGAAGUACGUGCACGCCGUCGAGGCUUGCUUCAACCAGACUCAGAUGAAGACGUUUGUAGCGCAGUGCGAGGAAGAUUAUCAAUUGCUUAACAGACUCGUCGUUGACACGCCUGAAGCGCUUGGUCGUAAGGUGCGCAUCAACACCUGGUACAGGGCUAAGACGCAACUGGUCGGACCACCAAUGUCGGAACAGGAGAUGCAUGUUCUUGGCUUCGAUGGUUACGCUCUGCAAUACCUUGUCUACCCCGAAGGUUUGAAAUGGUUCUUGCAGAACUCCCUGCAGCUCCAUCGAACAGCAAUCUCCUUGGACGCAGGCAGGGUAGAUCCGAACCGCGCUAUGGAAAUGGUUUCUCGAUACGGGCCUGGUGGUUCUGGUGGCGGUGCUAGCUACGUCUGCGGGGACGUCUUUAACACUGUGCAACGGUCAAGGUAUGGGAAGCGACUCCCUCAAAACAUGACCAGAGAAGUCAGGCCGGCAAGGAACCUUGUCCAUUCUGCUAUCGAUCCCGAGAUCAAGCAGCGCAUAGAUACGAUUCUUAGAGAAGCAAACCAGAAGCUCACAUUGUGCCAAGAAGAAGCGAAGACUCUUACAGACGACGAUGCCAGGAUUCGGGAAGAACAUAGACAGCACAAGAGGCAACAUGACGAUAUUAUCUCUCGGAGAAACGCCGUCGUGGACUUGCAAAAAAAGUUUGAAUCCUUCAGAUACAACAUCGAGAAGGAACAGACGAAAGUUAACGACCUCCGCUCCAUGCCGUCUGUCGAAGAUGAAAGAAUUCGGUUAAGGAGCCAACUCGUCGUUCUGACUAAGAAACGCGCGGAUAUUGUGAAGGACUUCAGUAAAAUUAUUCGCUCUGUGAUCACUACGCAGCAGGAGGCGACUCGUAUUGGACUCGAGUACUUGCAGGUCGCCGCGAAUAAGACUGCGCUCGAAGCGAUGUGUCAGGACCAAGAGGAGGAAUAUCAGAAGGCUGUUGCAGAAUUCAACGAUGCUCAUAGGCGCUACGAAGUUGCCAAGGAGGAUUCGAAGCUUAAACUGCGUGUCAGUAUGGCCAAGCUAGAUGAAGUCGACGACGAAAUCCGUGCCAAGUUCAAGGAUAUGGAAGACUCUGGUGAAGCAAAUGCUCGGUCUGCAGAAGACGUCCAGGCGGAUCUUGACGCGAAGAAGGCACAGCUAGACAUGAAUCUCCAUACCAACGCGGGCGUCGUGGAACAGUUUAGGAAGCGCGAGCAAGAGAUCAAAGUCUUGACCGAGACGAUUGAGGAUAAGGAGAAGAAGAUGGAGAGGGUAGACCGAACCAUCAAGACUGCACGGGACCAUUGGCAACCCGCUCUAGACGAGUUAGUAGCGAGUAUCGGCACCAGGUUCUCAGCGGCCUUUGACCGUCUCGGGUGCGCUGGCGAAGUCAGAAUCAGUGAACACGAAGACUAUGACAAGUGGGCGAUAGAGAUUUUUGUCAAGUUCCGCGACAGCGAGAAACUGCAGCUGUUGACGGGAGAGCGACAAUCGGGUGGAGAACGCUCGCUCACCACCAUCCUCUACCUCAUGAGCUUGACCGAGGAAGCUCGUGCUCCCUUCUCGUUGGUAGACGAGAUCAAUCAGGGCAUGGAUCAGCGUGCAGAACGAGCCGUCCACAAUUCGCUCGUCGAGGUCACCUGCAAAGCCGAGAGUGGCCAGUACUUCCUUAUCACGCCCAAGCUGCUGCCGGACCUGAACUACGCAGAGCGUAUGAAGGUCCUGUGCGUCAACAACGGGGAGUGGCUUCCCGAGGAAUCCGGCAUCGGAAACAUGAUGAAUAUGAUCGAAGGCUACGUGAAGCUGCACUCCGGCCGGGCGGUAUCUUCGGCAUGA